UUCAAACUUCAGGGUUUACUCUGAUAAAACAAAGGCAAAUCCCGGUGUUGAAUCUGCAGAUCUGGUGCUUUCUUAGAGCAGGCGUGUUUUUUUGCCAGUGCGCUCAGAGUGGUAUGAUGUCCGCCCUCUCUGUGACCCAGGCUUUGUGAUUAUUAGCUGGUUUAUCUGUGUUGGGCCGUUUGAGCUUCGAUGAGAAUGUGACCUUUAUUGCUCAUAUGGAAGACAGCCGUCAGACUGUUUUAGCUGAUAUGAGCACGCUGCCCGGAUACACAGGGGCCAGAAUAUCAGGCUGCUGGGCGCUCCGUACAGAUGGAGGUGGAAGUGGUGAAGACUCACUGGACAGACUCCUCCCAGCAGUCAGCACGUCUCGAAGGAAAAGCAGCACUCUGGGUAAAACAGAACCUCCGCUGCUCCGCACCGGCACACGUACCAUCUACACAGCCGGCAGACCGCCCUGGUAUAAUGAACAUGGAGCCCAGUUUAAAGAGGCCUUUGUUAUUGGUCUGUGUGGUGGCAGUGCCUCUGGAAAAACUACUGUAGCCAAUAAAAUCAUUGAAGCUUUAGAUGUUCCUUGGGUGGUUUUGCUGUCUAUGGACUCAUUUUAUAAGGUUCUGUCUCCAGUGGAACAAGCUCUGGCCGCCAGUAAUGACUAUAACUUCGACCAUCCGGGAGCUUUUGACUUUGAGCUGCUUGUGACCACGCUUCGGAAACUUAAACAGGGAAAAAGUGUAAAAAUCCCAGUGUAUGACUUCACUACACAUGGACGCCAGAAAGACUGGAAAAAUGUUUAUGGUGCCAGCGUCAUUAUCUUUGAAGGCAUCUUGUCCUUUGCAGACAAAGAGCUCUUGCAGCUGAUGGACAUGAAAAUUUUUGUAGAUACAGAUUCAGAUAUCCGACUGGUACGGCGGCUGAGGAGAGACAUCACAGAGAGAGGACGGGACAUUGAGGGCGUCAUUAAACAGUACAAUAAAUUUGUAAAACCAGCCUUUGAGCAGUACAUCGAACCCACCAUGAGACUUGCAGACAUUGUAGUGCCACGUGGUGGAGGUAACAUGGUGGCCAUUGACCUGAUCGUUCAGCAUGUUCACAGCCAGCUAGAAGAGCGUGAGAUUAGUGUCAGGGCUCUACUGGCCACGGCCCAUCAGUCGCAGCCGCUUCCUCAGACUCUCAGUGUGUUGGAAAGCACACCACAGGUCCGCGGUCUCCACACCAUCAUCAGGAACAAAGACACCAGCCGUGACGAGUUCAUCUUCUACUCAAAGAGACUGAUGCGGUUGCUUAUAGAACAUGCACUGUCUUUCUUGCCCUCUGAGGCCUGUUUUGUUCAGACACCACAAGGCCAAGAGUAUGAAGGCUGCAGAUUUAGCGGGAAAGGGAUCACAGGUGUGUCCAUUCUUCGGGCCGGUGAGACCAUGGAACCGGCUCUGAGAGCCGUGUGCAAAGACGUCCGUAUUGGCAAGAUUCUCAUCCAGACUAAUCUGGAUUCAGGAGAACCAGAGCUGCACUACCUGCGACUGCCCAGAGACAUCAGUGAGGACCAUGUGAUAUUGAUGGACAGCACUGUUUCCACGGGAGCAGCAGCCAUGAUGGCAGUGAGGGUGUUGCUGGACCAUGAUGUACAGGAAGAGAAGAUUGUGCUGGUGUCUCUGCUGAUGGCAGAGUUGGGUGUUCACUCAGUGGCUUACGCCUUCCCUCGUGUCAAAAUCAUCACCACUGCUGUGGACAAAAGCCUGGAUGACCUCCUUCAUGUCAUUCCAGGCAUAGGGGACUUUGGUGACCGUUACUUUGGGACAGAUGGAUCUUCGUCAUGGAGUGAAGAAGAACCGCAAGAACCACAUAGCUGCUCAUCAGAGGUUCAGCGAGGACAUUCAAAAUCCAGCUAUGGAACUAAAAUGCAUAUAAGAAAAAUUUGUUUCUCACGCAAGAGUUUAGAGAUAAUCAAGCUGAACAGUUUCUACAAUUUUAAUAAAAGAUCAGAUGAAGACCUUGACAUAUCCAUGACCUUAGUUGCUAAAUAGAAUAGUGAUAAGAGUAAACUCAAGGUGUUUUUGUUGAGAAACCCUGCGAGGAAACAAUUGCACACAUACAAGACCCUGUUCAAAGCUCUGGGUGAAGGUGAAGGUGUCCUUACUAAGGAAAAAACUGAAAAAAAAAUUCUAUUGGAAUGCAAUAAUGAAUGCUCAAAAGUGUAGAGAUAGUUAUAAUUUGUUAGAAAGAACAAGCCAUAGAAGGUUAGACAAGAUAGAUACGACAUCUGUUUCAACAAAAUGGAGGAAACUUGGCAUAAACAAGUCUUUUUUUUUUUUUUUAAAAAAAGAUCAGACUGUUUUACCAAAUUAGGAAACUGGAAAAAAGGGCCACUGUCAAAAAAUUAACCUUAAAUAUUUGGAUGAAAUUAACCAGACAUCAUCAAUCUCUUAAGUAUUUUACAGAUAUGACCUAUUUGGCUUGAGGGAAGAGACUUUUUUAAAGGCCAGAGUCUGACCAUCUGCAUUUAGGGCAAAAAAAAAAUAAAAAAAAUUCCAGUAAAUCCACAGCUAUGAUGUAGUUCCAGGUCUGUCGACCGCUUUACAGUUUAGUAUCACUUCGCCAAACUAUUUCAGUUGUUUAACAGGUCCGUAAAAAAGAAGUUCACUUCUAGAAUUAAAUGUUUCCUGAUAAUUUACUCACCCU
This is a messenger RNA of Labeo rohita (rohu), 2673 nucleotides long. RefSeq names its product uridine-cytidine kinase 1-like 1a (gene uckl1a). Lineage: Eukaryota; Metazoa; Chordata; Actinopteri; Cypriniformes; Cyprinidae. Gene Ontology annotation, molecular function: kinase activity; ATP binding. Gene Ontology annotation, cellular component: cytoplasm. The coding region runs from base 216 to 2018 and encodes 600 amino acids. The transcript has 16 exons. The record is from RefSeq and is a predicted model, not a curated record.